CACCAAAGCCACUGACCCUGCAGCGGAUGCGCCACUUCAACUGGCUCAAGCCACUACUCUUCCAAGGAUUGCCAGCGGGUUACAAAUCUCAAGAUGCAAGUCAACCAUGGUUACUCUUUUGGAUAGUCCAGAGUUUCCAGCUUAUGG
Molecule: messenger RNA, 147 nt
Organism: Acaulospora colombiana
Lineage: Eukaryota; Fungi; Glomeromycota; Glomeromycetes; Diversisporales; Acaulosporaceae
Source: the annotation of a GenBank genome assembly